Neurospora crassa OR74A is the source of this 1323-nucleotide messenger RNA. Its product is annotated as amidohydrolase. The transcript has 3 exons. The coding region runs from base 1 to 1323 and encodes 440 amino acids. NCBI's taxonomy places the organism in Eukaryota, Fungi, Ascomycota, Sordariomycetes, Sordariales, Sordariaceae. Gene Ontology annotation, molecular function: hydrolase activity, acting on carbon-nitrogen (but not peptide) bonds. The record is from RefSeq and is a predicted model, not a curated record.
AUGCAGAUCAAAGUAACUCUGCCCAACGACACCAUCAACAGGGACUCUGUCGAUGAUAGAGCUUCCUACCAUGGAAUCCUCGCCGAUGUUCUGAUACCCGGCCGUGGUGAGCCUCUGAAGAACGGGGCGUUGGUGGUGAAAGACUCGGUUAUCGAGUGGGUUGGGCCAAGCGACGAGAUACCCUCAGAAUAUUCCUCAAUCCGUGUCUCGCGUGUACCGGUUCUUAUGCCAGGCAUGUGGGAUGUACACACACAUUACGAGGGUGUCGGCGUCGCACAGGGCAUCAGAGAAAGCAUGAAGCCUUUCUUACCCGGGACAGCCACGCUCAUCGGGGCAGUUAUUGUCGACGACAUGCGCCGAACGCUCAUGGCGGGGUUCACCUCGAUCCGCGAGCUCGGCGGCUAUGCUGGGGACGUUGCACCCGCUAUUGACAUGGGCGCCAUUGUCGGCCCGCACGUGUACGCGGCCAUGAGCCUACUUAGCAUCACAGGUGGCCAUGGAGAUCUUCAUGAUGUGCCCCUCCGGACCGUUUUAGAUGCUUGCGCAAAUGGCUCAUCAUCGUGCUUCCUUUGUGACGGCGUGGACGGCUGUAUCAAUGCUGUGCGGCAGCAGAUUCGACGAGGCGCCAAGGUGAUCAAGGUCUGCUCGACGGGCGGCGUGCUUUCGCUGAAUGACCAGCCCGAGGACACGCAGUUCAGCGCCGAGGAGUUGCGAGCCAUUGUGCAAGAAGCCAAGCGGAGCAGCCGAGUAGUAGCCGCUCAUGCCCACGGAAAGCCCGGUAUCAUGGCGGCUCUGGAUGCGGGAGUGAAGAGCAUCGAACAUGGCUCGUUCCUGGACGAGGAGGUUGCCGCCAAGAUGAAGGAGAAGGAUGCCAUUCUGGUCCCUACACGCCACGUCGUCGAGGGCAUGGCUGCUAAUAAUGACGACCUCGAUCCACGGCAAAGAGCGAAGCUGGAGCGAACCAUGCAGCUGUCGAGAGACAGCAUCAAACUGGCUCACCGGAUGGGGGUCAAGAUUGCCCUAGGGACAGACACUUUCCGCAGCGACAAGAAUCAUGCGGUAGCCCACGGGAAAAACGCCAUGGAACUUCGCUACGCCAUUGAGGCUGGGAUGACUCCUCUUCAGGCCAUUGAGAUGGCAACCGCUACUCCUCCUGAAACCUUGGGUCCUCAGGCUCGAAAGUCGGGCCAGCUCAAGGCUGGCUAUGACGCCGACUUGAUCGCCAUUUCGUCUAACCCGCUUGAAGACAUUGAGAUUUUGAUAGAUCCGGAUAACAUCACCCAUGUGUGGAAGGGAGGCGUGCUGUUCAAGUGCCCUCAAUAA